Belonocnema kinseyi is the source of this 1118-nucleotide messenger RNA. It is a transcript of the gene Grx3, whose product is annotated as glutaredoxin 3. The coding region runs from base 200 to 997 and encodes 265 amino acids. The record is from RefSeq and is a predicted model, not a curated record. The transcript has 4 exons. Lineage: Eukaryota; Metazoa; Arthropoda; Insecta; Hymenoptera; Cynipidae.
UUGGUCCCUCGGCAUGGGGCGGUGACAUUCUAUCAAAAAUGAUCAAAAAUAACCCCACCUUUAGAAAAGUCUAAAAAUUGUAGUGUCAUGUAGUUUUCACAACAUUAAAGUAAUCAAAUGUCAAAUUAAAUUUAAACAAUCAGUGAAAAUUUGGGAAAGGUUUUGAUAUUUCGCUAGGUUCAUUGAUUAAGUGACAGAUAUGAUGGCUCUCCGAAUUAUGCAUUACUUCUUUAAUUCAUUACAAAGUAUUUUCAAUGAUGAUGGACCCAAGAAGAUCUUCGAAGAAUUCAAUAUGACGGAGAAAUCAUCUAAUCCGAGAUACGUUUUGAUCGAGGAUGAAAAAAUGUACAAACAACUGAUUGAUUCCAAGAACUUAACAGUCAUCCACUUCUUCGCCCCCUGGUCUGAACUAUGUGGUCAGAUGUGUGACGCAAUCGAAGAAAUGUUAAAGUUAGACGACUUCAAAGAAGUGAAUUUCGGAAAAAUCCAAGCAGAAGAUCUCCCGGAAAUUUCCAUAAAAGACGGUGUUGCGGCAGUGCCGACCGUAAUUCUUUACAAAAAUGGUAACAUAGUCGACCGAGUAGAUGGUGUGAAUCCAGUGGCCCUAGUUGAAAAAACAAGGAAACAAUUGUCAUCGGAUUCGCCACUUGGCUCCUGGGAAAUGCCAGCUGUAAAUCUUGAAGCUAGACUGAAAAAACUCAUCAAUCAGCAUCCCUGCAUGCUCUUCAUGAAAGGAAACCCGGCCACUCCUCGGUGUGGAUUUUCGAGAACAAUAGUCGCCCUUCUUGAUAGUUACAAGGCGGAUUAUCAAACUUUCGAUAUUCUCGAGGACAAUGUCGUGAGGGAAGGCCUCAAGAAAUUCAGCGACUGGCCAACGUAUCCUCAACUCUACAUUAAAGGAGAACUGAUCGGUGGUUUGGAUAUUGUCAAGGAAUUGAGCGAGUCUGGAGCCUUAGAAGAAAUGUUACCCAAGAAAUCUAGCGUUGAAGAUAGAUAAAAAAGGACAACUCAGCUCUUCUAUUUUUUUAAGAUGUCAAGUUUAAUUAAUUGAUAAUUGUAAGCCUAUCUAUUAAUUUUCCGAGCUUUCCGUCAGUAGUUUAAUAAAUUAUUAAUAUCUA